Molecule: messenger RNA, 2112 nt
Organism: Aspergillus glaucus CBS 516.65
Lineage: Eukaryota; Fungi; Ascomycota; Eurotiomycetes; Eurotiales; Aspergillaceae
Product: translation initiation factor eIF2B catalytic subunit epsilon
Exons: 4
Coding region: 1-2112 (703 amino acids)
Biological process (GO): biosynthetic process
Cellular component (GO): eukaryotic translation initiation factor 2B complex
Molecular function (GO): guanyl-nucleotide exchange factor activity; translation initiation factor activity; translation initiation factor binding
Source: RefSeq, a predicted model, not a curated record
AUGGCCCCUAAGAAAGGCGGUAGUGCACCGAAGCAGCGGAAUGCCGCGGAGGAAGUCGAGGAGACACUUCAGGCCGUUGUCCUGGCAGAUACAUUUGAGGCGAGGUUCGAGCCAUUUACUCUCGACAAGCCUAGGUGUUUACUGCCGUUGGCCAACACGCCGUUGAUCGAGUAUACGUUCGAAUUCCUUGCCAAUGCGGGCGUCGAAGAGGUGUUCCUCUAUGGAGGUGCUCACUCGGAUCAGUUGGAGAAAUAUAUCAACGCAUCAAAAUGGAGAGCACCCUCGUCGCCGUUCAAGCAAUUGACCUUCCUCAAAUCCACGUCCACGUCAGUCGGUGAUGUUAUGCGCGAUCUCGACGGGAAGCAUGUUAUUACGGGAGACUUUAUCGUCUUGAGCGGAGAUGUCAUCAGCAACAUGCCGAUUGAAGGAGCCCUGGCCACCCACAGAGCCCGCCGCGAAGCCGAUAAGAACGCGAUUAUGACCAUGGUCCUGCGCGAAGCUGGCCGGAACCACCGAACCAAGUCCUCGUCCGUCUCGCCAGUGUUUGUCGUCGACCCGACCAAGGACCGUUGUCUGCAUUACGAGGAGAUCGACCACCACGCGGAGCAUUCGGAGCAUGGAGCGCGGUUGAGCAUUGAUACUGAGAUUAUUGCUGAGCAUCCGGAGAUUGAUAUCCGUCAGGAUUUGAUUGACUGCAGCAUCGACAUUUGCACGCCCGACGUUCUGAGUUUGUGGUCCGACAGUUUCGACUACCAGGCCCCGCGGAAGCAGUUUUUGUUCGGUGUUCUGAAGGACUACGAGCUGAACGGGAAGACGAUCCACACGUACAUCAUCAAGGACCACUAUGCGGCAAGAGCCCGGAAUCUCAAGGCGUACGACGCCAUCAGCAAGGACGUCAUCUCGAGAUGGACGUAUCCCCUCUGCCCAGACACGAACCUGCUCCCCGGCCACACUUACGAACUCCGCAAGAGCAACCUAUACCAAGAACAGAAUGUCACAUUGGCGCGGUCAUGCAUCGUUGGUCGUCGGGUGGUGAUCGGACAAGGUACCAGCAUCGGCGAGAAGACGACAGUGAAGAACACGGUGCUCGGGAGGAACUGCAAGAUCGGCAAGAACGUGACUCUGGACGGUGCUUAUAUCUGGGACGAUGUUAUGAUUGGGGAUAACACGACUGUUAACCAGGCUAUUGUUGCCGAUGGUGCUGUGGUGGGUAACCAGUGCAAGAUCGAGUCGGGAGCGCUUCUCUCGUAUGGAGUCAAGAUUGCCGAUGGUAUCACCAUUGGUGAAGGAAUUCGUAUCACCAAGUCUCCGAAAGAGGAUGAUGAAGCUGCACCUGAGAGCGAUCCGGCAGUUGUCGGUGCAGGAGGCGAGGGCUACGAAUUUACCCGCGACGAAGACUCAGACGACGAAGAGGACGACGCAAGCGAAACCUCCUCCGGCCUAGUCUACAACAUGGCCAACCUCUCCCUCUCCACCGAAUCCAUCUCAACCCUCUCCUCCGAAACCUCCGACUUCGCCGGCUCCCGCGCAGGAAGCUACGGCACCUCCGUCUCCGAAGAAGAAAAAGAAGACCACUUCGUCCAAGACGCCGCUGUCAGCGUCUACGACAGUCUCCGCGACGAGGUCACCUCAGAUGUCGUGCAACUCGAGCUUGUCUCCCUGCGUAUGACCGCUAACGCAUCCGACAACCAAGUCCGCCGCGCGGUGGUCUCCGCCUUCAUGAAACGCAUCGGGAACCUCAUUGACGAGAGCCAAAAAUCCGCAUCCCAGGCCGUCCGCGACAUCUUCGGCACAUACCGCGAGAUCGUGGAGCGGUCCCUGUUCGACCGCGACACCGCUGCGAAGCCGGAUCAGGUGGACCUACUAGUCCUACUCCAACAAGACCUCGUCACCUGGCCAAAGGGCGAUACGGUUCUCCUGUUUACUGCAAAGGAACUUUAUGACCUUGAGCUGAUUGAGGAGGAGGCGUAUGAGCAGUGGUGGGAUGAUGAGCGGUCUAGUGGGACAGAGGAUAUGAGGAAGGUUAGGGCUCAGACGCAGCAGUUUGUAGAUUGGCUUGCCAAUGCCGAGGAAGAGGAUAGUGACGAAGAAGAGGAGAGUGAUGACGAGUAA